AGAAAGAAUCUCACUUUUUAUUCAGACCAGACGAAAAUUAAAUGACACUGCCAUUGUUAGGGAUGGGCCAGCUCACUGUCCAUCUCCCAUACUGAGCUCCUAAAAAAUAGAAAAUAGGUUCAGAGUGGCCCUGGAAGCUUUCCAUGCCUCGCCCCUUCUACUUCCCCUACUCGCUCCCUCUCCUUUCCUUUCAUUGUAUGUUCCCAUCAAUUUUCCGCUCAGGACGGCCGUUUCUUCCUAGAAUCGUCGCAGCUGCAGCGCCCUCAGAACUACAACUGCGUAGUCGCCUUCGGCGCUCCUUCCCUCUUUCCCUUUCCAUCCAUCUCACGUUGUUCGCCCUACCUAGACAAGCCGCCUCGUUACGAAAGUGACAGAUAACACCUUUUUUGAUCACGAAAUCGUCGACCCCUCAAACAUCCUCAAACAUCCCAAAUGACGCGAUGGCGAGCGCCGCGGGCUCCUCGACAAUAAUAGUGAAUGGCGACAGCGAAGAAGACCCGACAAACUUCACGGCCUCCGAACUUCCUUGGCCCGACAAUCCUGCCGACAACGACGGCGUCGACAGCAAUCCACCUAACACCGAACUAGCGCCAGCGAACGUCCCCCUCGCCAUUGCCACCGCCGGGUACAUACCCGACCCCGUCGUCUUUCUGCAGGCCCUCCACAGCAACCCGUCUCUUUUCACCGCGGCAGCAGACCAACUCCCGCACGGGCGAGCAAUCGAAAGCAACAUGGUGGGGCGCAGGACGAACGCACACUGGGAGGCCUUGAUGAGGCGCCGUCGCAUCCACAGGCCGUCCCCGAUCCCGACCGACAAGCUGCGGCAGUUCGCAUCGUGCGACCCGGGCCUCGACCCCAACUACAUGGUGCCCCUGAUAGACGCGCCGUUCCGCGUCAUGGAGCCGCUAGAACCCGUGGCGCCCGUUGGACAAGUAUCGUCAUACCGCCCCAGAUGGUACGUGAACGGCGGCUGGGGCCCGCACCGCGCACCGCCGCAGGGAGCUCUGACGACUGGCGACGCGGUGCUGGGGUCGGCCGAGGAUGACGCUGGAGAUGGCGAGAUAGUCGCGCGCGCUAUGACGCCGGCUGACUUUAUCGCGGCGGGCUUAUGCGGGGCGCAGCGCGCCGUCGGCACGGCGGCCUACCUCGCCGGGAAAGGCAACCAUUACGCACAGCGGUAUGGCUUGUACCACAGCGACAUCGACUACCGGGCAGGUGGCGCGGGCCGCACCGAGAUGCACUCGUACUGCCACACGAGCGACAUCACGGGCGCGUCGUGGCCCUUCCGCUUCGCCUCCUCCGAGUUCGUCUUCGCCGGCGCCGGCGACCCGCGUGCCUGUUUUCAGCGGCGCCGCAAGAACUUCUGGCGCGCGCAGCAGCGGCUCGAGCAGAGGCGGCUCGAGUCUCCCUUUCCCCAGUCAACGUUCAGCACGAAUCGUCAACAUGAGGAACUGCAGGGGUCGCCGCCUGUCGUUUUGGGAGCACGAGGCCGGUCUCGCGGCGCCUCCCGCGAGACCCGUGGCCGGUUUCUUAACCCCUCGGCGAUGUUGUGACGUCUCUUCGACCGGCGGUUGUUAAAGGGGGGGAUCGCUUUCCUACAUCCACAUUUCCUUUUAUUCGUUUUCAUAUUCCGGUCUGCUUUUUUUUCGUUCUUUUUGUACGCAACAAUAGAUAUACCUCAUGUAUGAGAGUUAAAAGUGGUUGGAAAUUGAUCCCCCUUAAAACUAAAAAGGUGGAUGGGGUUGCUAUGGGGAUGAUGAUUACGGGGAUGAGGGCAAUGGUUAUGGGGGAGGAUUAUGGGAACACAAACAGUCUCUACAGGACAGCGUGAAGUGAUAGUGUUUGGGGCGGGAGAAGCGUAGUGGCUACCUUCUGGGAAUCGUCUUGGUCAUCUAGGCAUAAUAACAACAACAGGAGUAGCGCAGUGCAAUGUUGAUGAGGGUAUAGGUAUGGGUAUCUCGUGCCUUUGUUUUUUUACACCUAGGGAGUACGGUAGUGGCGGAUUCAGAAGAGUCCUGGCCAUAACAUGAUGGCUGCGCGGCGGAAAGU
Lasiosphaeria miniovina is the source of this 2049-nucleotide messenger RNA. RefSeq lists its product as uncharacterized. Lineage: Eukaryota; Fungi; Ascomycota; Sordariomycetes; Sordariales; Lasiosphaeriaceae. The record is from RefSeq and is a predicted model, not a curated record. The transcript has a single exon. The coding region runs from base 441 to 1553 and encodes 370 amino acids.